Messenger RNA from Cryptomeria japonica (Japanese cedar), 1333 nucleotides. RefSeq names its product BTB/POZ domain-containing protein At1g01640. Gene Ontology annotation, molecular function: protein binding. The record is from RefSeq and is a predicted model, not a curated record. NCBI's taxonomy places the organism in Eukaryota, Viridiplantae, Streptophyta, Pinopsida, Cupressales, Cupressaceae. The transcript is spliced from 4 exons. The coding region runs from base 366 to 1247 and encodes 293 amino acids.
AUCCAAAUUUCUUUAUCCUAAAGAAAAAACCUUGAUUAUAAAUAACAGCCUAAUACACGUGAAAAGGUAGACUUCGAAGAAACACAAUCUUUGUUCUGUUAUUUUUUUACCUUCCACUCUUCUUUUAUUCCCCUGACUAGAAACGAAAUUUCCUUCUCUAUAAAAAACUCUAAUCGAUUUAAAAGCAAGCUGGACUUCCAGAAAUACGAUCUUUGUUUUGCUAAUUUUGUUUUUAAUCACCAUCUGUCUUCCUGUGUUUUUUGUUUUUCUCUGCCAAGCCCUCCUGCCAGACUGAAGAAAUCGAUUAUUGCUCUGCCUGCUUUAUUCGCUGUACGAUUUCUCCAUCCGCCUUUUCCGUGCUACAAAUGCAACACUUACAGGGAAAUUCUUAUCUUUACUGCAAUACAUGCGAUAAAGAUUUAGGGUUUAUUAGGCGUAAUGUAAAUGUCGGACAAUUUCUUUACUGUGACGAAUGUGUAAGAGCUCAGAAAUUCCACUCUGACAAAUCUUUCCUCCAAAAUUGGGACGAAGAUAUAUUCCUUGAACCUUUCGCAGAUUUCACAUUGGAAGGAAGCGAUGGAGGAAUUUUGAGGGCACAUAAGGCCGUUCUGGCAGGGAAGUCCAAAGUUUUCAAGGCAAUGCUGAAGGCAGGAAUGUCUGAGUCUGUUAGCGGAAAAGCGAAAAUGUCAGAUAUGACAGCUGAAGAAUUGGUUCCGUUAAUUAAUUUUCUGUAUACAGGCAUUGUAAAUCAAAAAAGCUUGGAAUGUCAUGGCGUUGCACUUUACAGAGCUUCUCAUAAGUAUGAUCUGCCUCUUUUGACAGCUAUAUGUGAGCGUUUUCUUCAAUUUAAUGUGUCCAGAGAUGUUCGUGGAGUUUUUGAGCUUGCUGUAUAUCAUGGAGUGGAGAAAUUACAGUUAGCUGUGUUGCCUUUCAUUUUUAUCGAAACUUUCGUUAAAAGCAACUCACCGCCUUUAGUGUUGAAAACGUUGAGAGAGGCUUCCAAGUUCAAAUGCUUUACCGAUUACCAAAGGAAGAAUUUUAAUGCCGUGUCUUCUGUUAUGGAGCGCACUUUAUUUCGAAUGGCAGAUUAUCUCGAUGAUCUACAAAACGGGGGAGAAGACCAAAAGGAAAUGGAAUUGAAUUUUCAACCGCCAAGUAAGGAUGCUUCAUCAUGCAAAGAAGAUAUUUCAUCACCAAAAAGUAAUCACUCAAUGAAGAUGAUUGAUUUGCAAGAUGAAGAUGAUUGAUUUGCAUAAGGGGACAUAACAUUCAUCCACUGAGAUGAGUUUGAGGAAAAAUAAAAAGAACAAAUCUUUUGAAUUGAAAAGUAGAA